UGGGUCCCAAUCGACAAAUUCACAAUUCUAUUCUCAUACGUCUCUGCUCCAUUUCAGCCUUGCUGGAUUCACUGUGAAGUGCUGAGCAGCUGAGCUAUCGAUCAUCUUCAUCAUCGGCGCAGCUGUGCGCAUUCUGUGUAGCCAUUGACAGCUAUAAUUGCAGAGAUGAGUUUCGCGAAGAGAGAGUACGAGUUCCUUAGGGAGGUCGGAAUUGGGCCUAAGAACCUCGGCUGUUAUGUCAAUGGCGUCUGGAAGGCGAGUGGUCCUACCGUCUACACUGUAAAUCCCGCCAACAAUCAGGCAAUAGCUGAGGUUGUUGAAGCUUCAAUCCGUGACUAUGAAGAGGGAAUGCGGGCUUGCUAUGAAGCAGCAAAGCUGUGGAUGCAGAUUCCUGCUCCAAAAAGAGGCGAGAUUGUUAGGCAGAUUGGUGAUGCACUCAGAGCUAAGGUCUAUCACCUUGGCCAUCUUGUUUCACUCGAGAUGGGCAAAAUACUACCUGAAGGAAUUGGGGAGGUUCAAGAAAUAAUUGAUAUGUGUGACUUUGCUGUUGGAUUGAGCCGACAACUAAAUGGAUCAGUCAUACCAUCUGAACGCCCUAACCAUAUGAUGUUGGAGAAAUGGAAUCCUCUCGGAGUAGUUGGUGUUAUUACAGCAUUCAACUUUCCAUGUGCAGUUCUAGGGUGGAAUGCAUGUAUUGCUCUAGUCUGUGGUAAUUCUGUUGUUUGGAAAGGUGCUCCAACGACACCAUUGGUUACUAUAGCGAUGACAAAAAUUGUGGCUGGGGUGUUGGAGAAAAAUAAUUUGCCAGGUGCAAUUUUCACCGCUUUUUGUGGUGGUGCUGACAUUGGUCAAGCCAUAGCCAUGGAUACACGAAUCCCUCUAGUGUCAUUCACUGGGAGCUCAAAGGUAGGCCUUUCAGUUCAACAAACAGUAAAUAAGAGGUUUGGUAAAUGCCUACUUGAACUAAGUGGAAAUAAUGCUAUAGUCGUCAUGGAUGAUGCUGAAAUUGAACUUGUGGUUCGCUCUGUUUUGUUCGCUGCUGUUGGAACAGCUGGUCAGCGCUGUACAACAUGUCGUAGACUGCUUCUUCAUGAGAAUAUAUAUCAGAAAGUACUUGAAAGGCUAGUAGAAGUAUACAAGCAAAUUAAAAUUGGGGAUCCCUUGGAGAAGGGUACCUUACUUGGACCACUGCAUACACAUGCUUCGAGGGAGAAUUUUGAGAAGGGAAUUCAGAAAAUCAAAUCUGAAGGAGGAAAGAUUCUUACAGGUGGUUCAGUAAUACCAUCUGAAGGAAACUUUGUGCAGCCAACAAUAGUUGAAAUAUCUGCUAGUGCUGAUAUUGUGAAGGAAGAGUUGUUUGCUCCCGUUCUUUAUGUCAUGAAAUUUCAGACUUUUAAGGAAGCAGUUGAAAUAAACAACUCUGUACCUCAAGGUUUGAGCAGCUCUAUCUUCACCAGAAAACCUGAACUUAUAUUCAAUUGGAUUGGUCCUCUUGGAAGUGAUUGCGGUAUUGUUAAUGUAAACAUACCAACAAAUGGAGCUGAGAUUGGUGGUGCUUUUGGUGGUGAAAAGGCUACAGGAGGUGGCCGUGAAGCUGGAAGUGAUUCCUGGAAGCAAUACAUGAGACGCUCAACUUGUACAAUAAACUAUGGAGCCGAAUUACCCUUAGCACAAGGAAUCAAUUUCUGCUAGUGAAAUUGCUGUUCGAUUUUUAGGCUCCUAUUCACUCUCAACAACAAAAGUUGACUGCCUUCAGUGCCUUGGUUGGUAAAUGAUCUGUUUUUGGAGAAAGGAAUCUUGUUGUCAUUCAUAAAAAGGUUAAAGCUAUUUACAGUUACUCUACAUCCUUUCCAACAGAAUUUGUAGCAUGCAAAUUGCCAUAGGAUGAAUACAGAAUUUGUACAUAUAACUUUUACUCAACCUCCUGAGAUUCUUGGGUGUGGACUGUGUAGGACAGUUAAAUGACCAUGCUUGUGGGAAGGGUCAAAAUGCUAAACCAAUAACUUUUAGUUUAGGUGGAAAGAACUUGAUUCUCUUUAAACAAAGUUCAAGUUCUAACCAUAUAAAUAGAGUGAAACAAUAAGCAUAUUGGGAGAGUCUCCUAAAUGGAGUCUAAUAGCACCUUAAUUUAAAUUAGUCAGAAUAUAAUGUGGUUAUCUUUGAA
This is a messenger RNA of Ipomoea triloba (trilobed morning glory), 2164 nucleotides long. RefSeq names its product aldehyde dehydrogenase family 7 member B4-like. The coding region runs from base 166 to 1692 and encodes 508 amino acids. Gene Ontology annotation, molecular function: aldehyde dehydrogenase (NAD+) activity. The transcript is spliced from 16 exons. The record is from RefSeq and is a predicted model, not a curated record. Lineage: Eukaryota; Viridiplantae; Streptophyta; Magnoliopsida; Solanales; Convolvulaceae.